Molecule: messenger RNA, 540 nt
Organism: Paramecium sonneborni
Lineage: Eukaryota; Ciliophora; Oligohymenophorea; Peniculida; Parameciidae
Source: the annotation of a GenBank genome assembly
AUGCAAGACAAUCUAAAUCAAACAGCUUCCUUCUUUCAUCAUCCUAAACUCAAAAUACCAAAACUUAAAUGUACAUAUGAACUUAUUUGUUCCCCUGAUCUCGAAAUACCUACUUUUAGUAAAAAAGAUGAUUCAUAUCAACAUUAAUCAUUAUUUAAACAAUGUUAAAGGAGAAAUAGCUAAACGAAUAUUACUCAAAAUCAAUUAUCAAAUUUAUUCCAAUCCAUACCACUUAAAAAAGCUAAUUCAGAUUCUAAAACUAAUCCUAAAGUACCAUCACUUAAGAUACACUAAAAAUCACUACUUUAGAAACUUUCAGACUAUAAAUCAACCAGUUAACAUUCAACUACUCUACUCAGAGGAAGACGGAACAUCAAAAUACUACAAAAUCCUUUUAUUACAGACUCUCGUCAUUCUCAAAAAUCCACUUGUACUCCUGAAAGCCAACCACCACAACCAAAAGGAAAACCAUUCUUAUAAAGAAAAGCAUAAAUUCAAAUGGUCAAUAGAGUAUUCUCUUCCAUGUCCUAACAUUAAUGA